AUAGAGAGAGAGAGAGAGAAAGAGGCGGAGAGGGAGAAAAAUGGAAGGUAGAAAGUUCGCCGUACUUCUCUGCGCCGACGAAUCGGAGUACGUGAAGAAAAUGUACGGCGGUUACUACGGCGUGUUCGUCCGAAUGCUGAAAGAGGACGGCGAAAUCUGGGACGUGUACAAGGUGGCCGGCGGCGAUUUUCCGGCGGACGAUGAGAUCGGAGAGUACGACGGAUUUGUGGUCACCGGAAGUUGCAGCGACGCUCACGGAGAAGACCGUUGGAUCUCCGACCUCGUUGUUUUGCUCAGGAAAUUGGACGCUAUGAAGAAGAAGGUUCUAGGCAUUUGCUUCGGUCACCAGAUAUUGGGAAGAGCUAUAGGCGGAAAAACCGGCCGAGCGACCGAAGGAUGGGAUAUCGGAAUCACCAAAGUUCAUUUUCAGACAUCGCACAUUUUCACUUCACUUAAAAUGCCUUCCUCUCUUUCUAUCAUCCAAUGCCACAGAGACGAGGUAAAGGAGCUUCCUCGAAAAGCAGAGGUCCUCGCUAGGUCAAACCAUACCGGAAUCGAAAUGUUCAAAUACGGUGACCAUAUUAUGGGCAUUCAAGGGCACCCCGAAUACACGAAGGACAUUCUUUUGCACCUAAUUGACCGUAUUUCUAACUGCAAUUUCAUCGAGGAAUCUCAUGGUGAAGAGGUGAAGUCUAAGCUGGAAGAAGUUGAGCCAGAUACAGAGGCAUGGAAGAAACUGUGCACCAACUUUCUCAAAGGGAGAUUGUGAUUCACAUUUAUUUACCAACAUUAUUAAUUAAUUAAUUAAGGCUAUUUAUAUUGGAAAAUGUAAAUAUAGAUUUUUAAUUGGGCAAAUGCAUUUUGAUCUAAAUUAAUUAGAGUGCAUCGUUAGAUGCUAUUCAAAUGUGACCUGUUGAUAACCCAGUUUUAAUUCAU
Erythranthe guttata (spotted monkey flower) is the source of this 936-nucleotide messenger RNA. Its product is annotated as gamma-glutamyl peptidase 5. Lineage: Eukaryota; Viridiplantae; Streptophyta; Magnoliopsida; Lamiales; Phrymaceae. The record is from RefSeq and is a predicted model, not a curated record. Gene Ontology annotation, cellular component: cytosol.